Molecule: messenger RNA, 368 nt
Organism: Guillardia theta CCMP2712
Lineage: Eukaryota; Cryptophyceae; Pyrenomonadales; Geminigeraceae
Exons: 2
Source: RefSeq, a predicted model, not a curated record
AUGACUGGAUGGAGUGACGAACGAGCCUCAGUCAGGAGAGUUGCCUCUCCUCACCUUGGCCUUCGGUCGCCACCUACUCUACCUCCAUUCAGCUUCCUCAGCCUCAGUCAGGAGAGUUGCCUCUCCUCACCUUGGCCUUCGGUCGCCACCUACUCCUCCUCCAUUCAGCUUCCUCAGCCUCAGUCAGGAGAGUUGCCUCUCCUCACCUUGGCCUUCGGUCGCCUCCUACCUUCUCUCCUUACCUUGAGCUCAGCUCAAGCUCGGUACGGGCUCGCCCCGUCUUCUUCCUCGCCCUCGCCUUGCUCUUCCUCCAUGUCUUCCUCUUCUUCGUCAUCUUCCCUCAUCUCCACCCGCAGUCGGUCCUUCUU